AUGUCGUUAUCCACUGUUUUAGGAAUCCCAACAACUGCAAUAUUUAGUUUGCGUUGUCACGAUGCACAUGCAAAGAGAGUGCUUCACAGGCUUGGACUAGAGGAUUGUUUUGAAAGAAUCAUAAGCUUUGAGACACUUAAUUCCUUUAAAUCAAAUAACUUCGAUUCUCCUGGCACUGACAGUGACUAUAAACAAAGUUCCACAGGAAUAUUUGAUUUUUAUGAGUAUAUCUGUAAUCCUGAUGCUGAUAUUGUUCUUCCAAAGACCCCCAUUGUAUGUAAACCCUUUCAAGAUUCAUUUGAAAAGGUUUUUAAGAUGAUAGAUAUUGACCCUCAAAGAACAUUGUUCUUUGAUGACAGUAUCCGCAAUAUACAGACAGGAAAAUCCUUGGGCCUUCAUACAGUCUUGGCCAUUGAGAGUUUGCUCAGAAAAAAGAUAUUCCUUAAUAUAGAGUAUGGAGUCAAUGGAUACGAGUGAGUAUGCACAAGGUCAAGAUGAAACUCAUAAGGAAAUAUUGUCAACACUUUGGAUUAUUUUCACUAAAAUUGGCAAAGGAAAAGAUGGAGUUGAAAGAGCUGCAUGCAAUUUUUGUAGUACUGAUUUUGCCAUUGGAAAAAAACCCCAAGUCUGGUCAAAGUUAUGGAACUUCACAUUUAAGUCGUCAUGUUUUUAUUUGUAAAAGUUUCCAGUUGAGCCUUCUUAGUCUAGAGGAAUCGUCAAGCCUAACCCCAAUCAACCAAAACACACAUCGUGAAUUACUUGGAGAAGCCAUUAUUGCACGUGAUCUUCCUUUU
Molecule: messenger RNA, 794 nt
Organism: Lathyrus oleraceus (garden pea)
Lineage: Eukaryota; Viridiplantae; Streptophyta; Magnoliopsida; Fabales; Fabaceae
Exons: 5
Coding region: 1-477 (158 amino acids)
Source: RefSeq, a predicted model, not a curated record